Molecule: messenger RNA, 946 nt
Organism: Cavia porcellus (domestic guinea pig)
Lineage: Eukaryota; Metazoa; Chordata; Mammalia; Rodentia; Caviidae
Gene: Spmap1
Product: sperm microtubule associated protein 1
Exons: 3
Coding region: 324-845 (173 amino acids)
Source: RefSeq, a predicted model, not a curated record
ACCCCCCGCCGUGUGAAGGAAGCUGAGGCCGAUGGGGAGCAAAUUUGGUCCCAGCCUCGGCAACUUAGCGACUUAAUGGGGUCUCAGUGCAGAGGCCCUGGGUUUGAUCCCCAGUACCACUGAGUCGUAAAUGAGCCUCGAGCCGGGUCAGUGCUGGAGGCCAAGGGAGGGCCCAGAAGGCACCCCUGACCACUAGGAAAGCUCCGGGGAGUUCUGACCUCCCAGGUCCUCCUCCUGCCUCGGGCACCUCCCCCACUGCCUAAGGACACGCCCGCCCACGCAUGGGAGGGUGACAAUGGGGCCGUGUUGCAGGGACCCUAGACAUGCUUAGCAACGCAGGGACCUCUGGCGCCCCGGCCGCGUUCGGACUGCAGCACUGCAGCAUGGCGCGCUCGUGCGCACGUCUGCGGCUGGAAAAAGGCUUCGUGCUCGACUGCGUGGCGGUGGACACCGUGGCCCGCGCCUAUGGCUCCAUGCGGCCCAAGCUGUGGUCGGCGAUCCCGCCCUACAACGCGCAGCAGGACCCGCACGCAUGCGGCUACUUCUGUAGCCGUCCGGUGCCCGCCGUGCUGCGCAGGACCAACCAGGACCAUGGUGGUACAGGACAGGAUGGCUGGAUAGUGGAUUAUUUCCACAUUUUCGGGCAAGGACAGCGAUAUCUCAACAGAAGAAACUGGGCAGGGGCAGGGCAUUCCCUCCAGCAGGUGACCGGCCAUGACUACUACAACGCCUUUCCAAAGCUGAGCCCCGGCUUCAGUGGCCGGUUUGGCUACCGCAGAAACACCCCAGCCCUCCGCCAGCGGUCCUCAGUGUUCGGAGAAGUCACCCCAUUUCCUCUCUACUGACAACACUGCUGCCCUUCACAGCCCUUGAGUGGAAUUUCUUGGACAGAAGCUUAGAGGAACUCUCAGUAUUAUUUUCUAUUAAAGAAGUUCUAUUUGUGUCA